AUGCAAGAUUUCAAUGAAGUAAAGUACACCUUCAUGUCAUUACAGCUGAUCAGUAGAGACGGCAAGAUCAUUUCAGUGCAAACAGGCUCUAUCAGUGGAGAAUCAGAACCCAAAGAAGCUUUUUCUGAUGGAAAUCACAGGUACUGUUUGCCUGUGAUGUGCAUAAAAGAGGAGUCAGGCACUAGUAUGAGCAUCAUAGAUGCAGACUAUGGGGUGUCUUUGAAGGAAAAGCUGCAGUGGUCCCAGGCUUUUGAAAAUCUGGUAACAAGCAAAUAUGGGCCUGUGAUCUCCAAGACCUACUUGAAGACAGAACACUGUGAUGAAAAAGAGUUCUGGCUUGCCGGAGAAGCUUAUAAGAAGAUAAUAUUGCAGAGGAAAAGGAUUUCCAUGGCCAGGGAGUUCUUUAUAAGUUACAUCCACCCGGCUCCCAAGGAGGUAAAUGUCAACAGUCCUGCAAGGAAAGCAAUUAUGAGGAAUAUUCAAGAGCCAACACAGUCCUGCUUUGAUGAAGCACAGAGAAUAAUCUACAGGCACAUGGAAAGAGACUCCUACCCACGACUGCUUGAAUCGAAGCUCUACCAAAAGCUCAAGCACAGUCUUCAAACUAACAACAACAAUUCAGUGGGAAACUGA
Messenger RNA from Cinclus cinclus, 633 nucleotides. RefSeq names its product regulator of G protein signaling 13 (gene RGS13). NCBI's taxonomy places the organism in Eukaryota, Metazoa, Chordata, Aves, Passeriformes, Cinclidae. The record is from RefSeq and is a predicted model, not a curated record.